AUGCUGCUCUUUCGGGGGCCGGGGAUCUUAUGUGGUGUUCGGCCGCUUCGCUAUUCGUCAGUGUUCGCGCAUCGCUACCUAGCGACUAAGGCCUACGACCCUCUCCGCAUCCUCUUCUGCGGGUCCGAUGAGUUUAGCAUUGCUUCCUUGAAAGCGCUCCAUGCGGAACAUGUCUCUCGGCCGGACCGCAUCGCCUCCAUUGAUGUCGUUUGUAGGCCUGGUAAAAGGGUCGGGCGAGGGUUAAAGAAGAUACAGGAAGUCCCCAUCAAAGCAGUCGCACAAGACUUAUCGCUUCCCGUCCACGAGAUUGAUACUUUCCGAGGCUGGACGCCCCCUGUUCUGCCAGCAGGUCCCAUCAAUCUGAUCGUCGCCGUCUCCUUUGGACUAUUCGUGCCACCUCGAAUCAUCAACGGCGCCAAAUACGGAGGGCUCAAUGUGCAUCCCUCUCUACUUCCCGACUUUCGUGGUCCCGCUCCGCUACACCACACACUCUUGAACGGUAGAACCAGGACUGGCAUCACACUGCAAACUUUACAUCUGAAGCACUUCGACCACGGUACCAUCCUGGCGCAGACUCCAGCCCCUGGAUUUGACAUACCGACCCCAGCUUCGUGUACAGUCCCGGAUUUGUUGAAUGUUGUUGCUCCGAAGGGCGCGGAAAUCCUGGUGGCGGGCAUUAGGGAGGGACUUUUCGUCCCACCCGUGAAGGAUGCGGGUUGGCGCUCUACAGUGAACGACAGCCCCCUCAUUCAUGCUACAAAAAUUGUUCCAGAAGACAGGCAUAUCGACUGGACAAAUUGGACGCUGCAUGAAAUCCAGAGAAGACACCAGGUGCUGGGUCCGCUUUGGAGCAAGUCCCUUGUCGCCCACGGCACAUCUGACGGAAAGCCCGUUUUCCAACACCGGCGCGUCAUAUUCUCUGGAUUUGAAGAAGUGGAAUUGUUGAAGGGCUGCGACCAGUUUUCGGUUGUUCCGGGCCUGCCGUUCGUAGACGGCGCCCAUCCAAUCGAAUUAGAUAAAGGAAACGGCGUGUACGUGUUCACGCGGGACCGCAAGUUGGUCAAGAUUCAUUACAUGAAGGUUGAAGGUGAAUUGAAUGCCGAUGCUCUUCGAGCCGCUCGUAAGGCUCGUAUGAUAGGCGAACGGACGUUCUAUUCAGGUGACACCGGUUAUACACCGUUUUACAACCCCCUGCAUUGA
Messenger RNA from Aspergillus saccharolyticus JOP 1030-1, 1200 nucleotides. Its product is annotated as methionyl-tRNA formyltransferase. Gene Ontology annotation, cellular component: mitochondrion. Gene Ontology annotation, biological process: conversion of methionyl-tRNA to N-formyl-methionyl-tRNA; biosynthetic process. The record is from RefSeq and is a predicted model, not a curated record. NCBI's taxonomy places the organism in Eukaryota, Fungi, Ascomycota, Eurotiomycetes, Eurotiales, Aspergillaceae. Gene Ontology annotation, molecular function: methionyl-tRNA formyltransferase activity. Bases 1 to 1200 code for a protein of 399 amino acids. The transcript is spliced from 4 exons.